AUGGGUGGAGAAUGUCGGCGGAAAUGUCAGCCGGACCGGGCGCUCUGUGGACGUUUAAAGGAUAAGCUGCCUCGAGGCAAACCUUCCUUUCGUGGCUCUCCUCCGCCUGCUCUGAUCCUGCUCUCCUCGUCCCACCAAGGCCACGUUGCUUCCGCGCGCUCCCUCCACCAACCCGCCCGUACAGCCAUCCGAGGUAUGUAA
Molecule: messenger RNA, 201 nt
Organism: Coniophora puteana RWD-64-598 SS2
Lineage: Eukaryota; Fungi; Basidiomycota; Agaricomycetes; Boletales; Coniophoraceae
Exons: 1
Coding region: 1-201 (66 amino acids)
Source: RefSeq, a predicted model, not a curated record